This is a messenger RNA of Strongyloides ratti, 390 nucleotides long. Its product is annotated as Saposin B domain and Saposin-like domain-containing protein. The record is from RefSeq and is a predicted model, not a curated record. The transcript has 2 exons. The coding region runs from base 1 to 390 and encodes 129 amino acids. NCBI's taxonomy places the organism in Eukaryota, Metazoa, Nematoda, Chromadorea, Rhabditida, Strongyloididae.
AUGAAAGUUUUAGCAUUGAUAACAUUAUUUGCUUUAAUAUUUAUUACAUCUAGUAAUGUAAUAAAAAAGGAUGCUGGAAUAAAUUGUGGUUUAAGAUACAGAAAAAAUACAAUGGCACAACAAUUCAUUGGACGUGUUCGUGGAGCUAGUCUUAUUUGUGAGAUGUGUCUUGAUUUAGUUUUAGUUGGUGAACAAUAUGCUGAAUGUGGUGAGGAGUAUGUUGCUGAUAAACUUGAAGCUGAAUGUGACAAAUAUCUUGGAACAAACUUUUUAGACAAAAUUUGCCAUACUAUUGUAGGUGAUCUUGCCACUGAAAUUGUCAAUGAUACAGAAAAAGAUCCAAGUAAAUUAUGUUCUAAAGUUUUGAAGAAAAAAUGUAGUUAUGCUUAA